AGAAAAUUAAUCCCCAAUUAAUUCAUCGCUGAAGCGUGUGGCCGCGUCUCGCGCCGUUUUCAAGUGCUCUUCGGUCUCAUAUCAACCUGCUCUCUUAUUUUCGCUUCCCCUCCCGCCGCAAGGUCAAAGGCUCGAUGAGCUCCUUUUAACAUCUCCUCCAGGGCUGUGUUCACUUUUGACCGAUUGUGACCCUUCGUGUCAAAAUUUGCCAAGUUGCUGUGAAUGGAUUUUGAAUGAUUGUGCAAACCCGGACAAAGACUUGGCUUUGUGUUGUGCGCGUUUCAACAUAUUUUUUCGAACUGAUUUUAUUUCUUCUGCGUAUUUUUAACAGUGUAUUUGGACGGAAUCGGUAAAAAACACUGUCCUUUAUCGCGUUUUACCAAAUCGAGCUCUACAUUACUUUUUUCAUUUAUAAAAAAUUGGGUGAUUAUAAUUUAAUCUUAAUCCUGCUCAGAAGGCCUUUAAAUGUUUGCGCAAAAUUGAUUUAAUGGUGUUCUGUUAAGUUUGGGUCAAUCUAGGUUCGUUGUGAAUAUUUGAACCGUAUCAAAUUCGCACAUCAGUUUGAAUAUACAUAUUUGUGCCCUCUGUUAUGAGUUAAAUUUAUCUACCACUCGUUUUCUCAUCGACUUCGGACGUUUGCAUCGGGAUCCGAUACAUUCCAUUGAAUAUUGAAAAUUUUACAAAACUGAGUUAGUCGUUAUAAAUUGACUUUUGGACUAAUCUGAUUGGUGUUAAAUUCAGACGGUGUCGACGGACUGCGUUCAAAGUGUAAAAAUGUCGUAGAAUUGCUGACGGUUCGAAGAGACUUAAACGAAUGGUUAGAAAAAGUGACUGUUGACGUGUCGCAGCAUUCAAACAUGAAAAUGGAAGAGGAGCUCACGGAAACCCUAUUCUACGAUCCACGAGACUAUUACGAGGCACCUGCAGCCGAUUCUGCAUGCCCCUUUCGAUACAAAUUCCCGAAAAUUGAGCCGGAUAUAGGACUUUAUCGAGAACAGUUGAAUUUUAACGUGCCGAGUCCGAAAGCGACCGUGGAAAAUCCUGCGCCCUGCGGCAACUAUUUCGGUCGCUUUUCCGAGAGUGUUCUUUUCUCCCGGCAGGAAUUUCGCCCCCUCAACCAGUUUACCGGUGAACAGCAGUUGCAAUCGAUGCCAGCAGUCUGCUCCGACUUUGAUCAAAAACCAGCCAUUGAAUGUCUACAAACUCACGGUUUCUCUAACUUGGAGACAUCAUCCAUGCAAAAACUUCGAGAACUGGUCCCACCGCUCCAUAACAGGCCUGAAAACUUCUACGAUGGGCUUAGAAGAGAUGGAGAAUUUGGAUCCAGUGCUAAUAAUCUUAAAAAAUCUUCCGGCCGAAAAGUAAGAACGAAAAGAAAACCCAGGAUAUUAUUCACGCAGGCGCAGGUCCGAGAGUUGGAGACCAUUUUCAACAGCCAGAAAUACCUCUCAGCUCAGGAACGCGAGCAGGUGGCGGAGCGGAUCAACCUCACCCCGUCUCAGGUGAAAAUCUGGUUUCAGAAUCGCCGCUACAAAGCGAAGAAAAACAUCAGCGUCAAUCCGAGCGCGAGCCCUUGCAGUCAAUUGGUCGUUUCUGACCAAAAGAAGAACAUUUUUCCGCGGAAAGUUCCCGAAGUUCCGAAAACUAAGACGCCGCUCUCCGUCAUUCGAUUCGCCGUUCAACAGGAAUCUCCGGAGGGCUCAGGUUUCGCAGGUUUCCCUGAUUUUUCAUAUCAAAACAAUUUUCAAAGCUAUCCAAAUAAUAACUAUGCUGACUAUGAUUACGCAUGCAAUCCAUCCAUCGAUUCAUCUUUUGUCGAUACGAACCCUGCGUUCCAAGUCCCACACGUAAAGUGCUAGCUACUCUCAGCGCGUGGAAUUUCCCUGGAUGAUCCGAUUCUGGAU
Molecule: messenger RNA, 1904 nt
Organism: Bemisia tabaci
Lineage: Eukaryota; Metazoa; Arthropoda; Insecta; Hemiptera; Aleyrodidae
Biological process (GO): regulation of transcription by RNA polymerase II; cell differentiation
Cellular component (GO): nucleus
Molecular function (GO): RNA polymerase II cis-regulatory region sequence-specific DNA binding; DNA-binding transcription factor activity, RNA polymerase II-specific
Source: RefSeq, a predicted model, not a curated record